AAGCUUGAGAGAAAAAAUAGAUGGGAGCGAAUUUCUUUCACCGCUACCCUGAUUAGGUAGAGAGACAGAGAGGGGUGGGUUCCGUGGGUCUGUUUCUAAUGUGGGGGAAGCGCUCGCUCCGCGGAGAUCGGCGGCCGUUAGCAAUCAUUGGCCAGGGCGUCUCUCCUUCCUUGCCUGCCGAAACGGCGUGACCUCGACCGACCACAUUGCCGACCGCCUCCCUCCUAUAGCUAUGGCCGCAGGAGCCGCCAACAUCACACCCUUUCCCUCCAUCGAAUAAAUACUCUCCGCUCUAACCCUGCAGGCUCCUGCAGGGUUGGGCCUUUGGCUCCUUCGUCGCCCCUCUUCCUCUUCCCUGAUUCUGAGGAGGAAGAGGCCAGAGGGCCGGUUGGCGUCCCACCUUCUUCCUCCUACGUCUGUCCUUUACUCUGCAUAUACCUUCUUGAGAAUGAAGACGAGGCAGAUUGUGGGAGCGACCCGCUCCCCAUCUUCGGAGUCGACGGAAGAUGAAGGGGAGGACGAUCUUCGACGCCUGGUGCUCGUGCCUCCGAAGAACCGGAAGCACCUUUCUAAGCAGCUCUCCAUGAAGGAGACGUCGAGGGAUGCGGCAUGGGAGAGGCGACGCCACCAAUUCGUGAAGCGCCAGCGGAGCUUCGGCUCUGCUGCAGCGUUUGCCGGGAAGACCGUGGCGAAGCAGGCGAGGUCACGCAGCCUGACGGACGAGGACCUCGACGAACUCAAGGGCUGCCUCGAUCUCGGUUUCGAUUUCAAGGAGGAGGAAGAUCACGGCCUCAAGACCACGCUGCCGGCUCUUGACCUCUACUUUGCGGUGAAGCGACAGCUUUCCGAUUCAAAGGUCACGUUGCAGCACCAACUCUCCUUUCGCAGCCAGGUCUCAACCCCCGACAGCGGCACCAGCAGCCCCAGAAGCCCCCACUCCGACCCUGCUGCUUGGAAGAUCUGCAAUCCAGGGGAUAAUCCUCAGCAUGUGAAAACGAGGUUGAGGCACUGGGCGCAAGUCGUUGCUUGCUCGGUGAGGCAAUGCUGCUGAAAGGGGAAGGACUGUACAUAAUUUUCUACAAUUUUUUUUUCGUUUAAAUCUAUUUUCUUGUUGCUUGUCUUUCAUUGUAACUGGAGGAAGGAAGCUAAUACUUUUUACGUGCGUUGUUUUGUAACUUGAGUUGUAAUUCAUUAAUGACCUGCUUAGUCU
Nymphaea colorata (pocket water lily) is the source of this 1210-nucleotide messenger RNA. RefSeq lists its product as uncharacterized. Lineage: Eukaryota; Viridiplantae; Streptophyta; Magnoliopsida; Nymphaeales; Nymphaeaceae. The transcript is spliced from 2 exons. The record is from RefSeq and is a predicted model, not a curated record. The coding region runs from base 449 to 1051 and encodes 200 amino acids.